CUUUAAUUUUAAUAUCUUAUUUCUUAAUCCAAAUAGUUUGGCCUUUAGUGUAGUAUAGCUAAGGCUUUACUUUUAAAUCCAGCAAAAGUCUGUUGCUUCUUAAUAGGUCAAAUUAAGUUUGAUUCCUGAAAACUGCUUCACAGUUUUGAAGUAUGUGUUAUAAUUAAAUAUGUCAUAUUUUAAAUAGUUAGUGGUAGAGUUUUCUGCAUAAGGAUAGUCCUAACAGUAUAUACAGUCAUUUCCUAACAGUAUAUUUAUAGCCAGUUAGUAAAAUCCACAUGAACUCUAACAUCCUUACAUCAGAACUAGCCAAGAGGGCUUUCACAGUAUCAUACUUGAUCUAUUAAAAAGUGGCACUGUGGAGAGAGGACUUGGAAAAUAACUAAGUUGGUUUAAAUUGCAACCAACUAAUAAUAAUAAAUAUAUACAUUUAUUGUUAAUUAGAACAAGCUGGAUAGCAAAGAGCUAGAAAUACUCAACUAGGUGUCAGUUUUAACAUUACCCUCUUCUACAAGACUUGAUGUCACAGACCCAAAAAAAUGUGUUCUUUUUUCUUGUGCCAAACAGGUAAACAGGCAAAAAUAUCAAUGGGAGAGGAAAACCAAACCUUUGUGUCCAAGUUUAUCUUCCUGGGUCUUUCACAGGACUUGCAGACCCAGAUCCUGCUAUUUAUCCUCUUCCUCAUCAUUUAUCUGCUGACGGUGCUUGGAAACCUGCUCAUCAUCAUUCUCAUCUUCCUGGAUUCUCGCCUUCACACUCCCAUGUAUUUUUUUCUUAGAAAUCUCUCCUUUGCAGAUCUCUGUUUCUCUACUAGCAUUGUCCCUCAAGUGUUGGUUCACUUCUUGGUAAAGAGGAAAACCAUUUCUCUUUAUGGGUGUAUGACACAGAUAAUUGUCUUUCUUCUGGUUGGGUGUACAGAGUGUGCACUGCUGGCCGUGAUGUCCUAUGACCGGUAUGUGGCUGUCUGCAAGCCCCUGUACUACUCUACCAUCAUGACACAACGGGUGUGUCUCUGGCUGUCCUUCGGGUCCUGGGCCAGUGGGGCACUAGUGUCUUUAGUAGAUACCAGCUUUACUUUCCAUCUUCCCUACUGGGGACAGAAUAUAAUCAAUCACUACUUUUGUGAACCUCCUGCCCUCCUGAAGCUGGCUUCCACAGACACUUACAGCACAGAAAUGGCCAUCUUUUCAAUGGGCGUGGUAAUCCUCCUGGCCCCUGUCUCCCUGAUUCUUGGUUCUUAUUGGAAUAUUAUCUCCACUGUUAUCCAGAUGCAGUCUGGGGAAGGGAGACUCAAGGCUUUUUCUACCUGUGGCUCCCAUCUUAUUGUUGUUGUCCUCUUCUAUGGGUCAGGAAUAUUCACCUACAUGCGACCAAACUCCAAGACUACAAAAGAACUGGAUAAAAUGAUAUUUGUGUUCUAUACAGUGGUGACUCCAAUGUUGAACCCCAUAAUUUAUAGCUUGAGGAACAAAGAUGUCAAAGGGGCUCUCAGGAAACUAGUUGGGAGAAAGUGCUUCUCUCAUAGGCAGUGACCUCUGAGUCUGACUUUUAGAGCUAUGGUAACAUCCUUUAAAAAGGAGCAAGAUUUUAGUAGGCAAUUAUGAAUUAGGUUAUUUCAGGAAGAAGUGUGAAAAUGAACAUGUUCUAAAAACUGUGAAUACUACAAUCUAAACUAGAACAUAGGGAAAAAAUAAAAGCAUGAAAAGUUAGGUCAUUUCUUGAUUGUAAAAGGUGUUGGGUGCUACUGUGAGGAGUUUGUAGUUAAUUCAGCUGCCAUGGCAUGUUUUAAGCACAGUCACAAUUGAAUCCAGGAGGUUUCAACCAGAUUAUUCUGAAAUAACAGCUAAUACAAAUUGCAAGCAUAAUUCUAACAUCAAAGAUAUCUCAAGUUUGCAUGUCUUCAGCAUACAAACCUUAGAAUAGGCUCUGAUUAAAACAAUUAAAAUAUCUGUAAGAGUCUUUAAUACUGGGUUCAUUAGAUCCUAGAGCACUUCAGCUUGUGAAAAGGUACCAGAGGAAAUAAUACUUCCUAGUUCUUCAUGAUCUCUCCUGAAAACCCCCCAAAAUUUUAUAUAAUCACCUCAAAUUUCGUGUAAGCAUAGACUAUCAGAGUAAAAAGGGAAUUCAAUAGUAAAAUAAUCCAACCACAUAUCUGAGGCUUAAAUUAUUUCAUAAUAUCUCAUCAAAUAAUUGUUCAGCAUUUGCCUAACCAGGAAUGACACAGCUCCUUACUCGGGCCACUCUCUUUCAUAUAAAGGUAGUUUUUACUAUUAUAGAGAUCUUCCUCAUGAUAAGUUAAAAUCAGUUUUCCUGUAUCUUCAAUCUAGUUUCUCUAGUUUUAGUCCUAGAGCAAUUGUCAUUAUUCUUCAAUACUAGAACAUACUGAGGUCAAUUUCUGUAUUUGCCCAAAUUCAAUUGUCUCUGCCAACUGCCCACUAGUUUCUUUACAAUUUCUUUAUCUAAUAUGCUUUGGUACCCUGUAUUAUCUUGGUCAUCCUCUUCUGAAUGAGCCCAAUUUACCUAAAGAGUAUUUCUUUAAAAAACAAAAGAGAAAUUAGAAUUUGGGGUGACCCCUUCAUAGGCUUCAAUGCCUGCACACCAUGUCACACUGUGGCCCAACUUCUCUAAAAUAGUCAAUUCCAGAGUCCUACUUCAGUUCCUCACAAACCCAUAAUACAAAUAAACUGGCUGGUAGCCUCUUCGCUCUUUCACUUAAAACUUCUAACAUUCACAUGUUUAGAGGAGAUUCUAAGCCACAUGUUUAGAGGUGGUUUUCCAUGGUAACUAUUCUACAGCCAUCACGCACAUGGGGUCCAGAAACCACAGACCUCAGAUUGACUGUGUAGAAGUCCCCUCCAGUGAAGAGCUAUCCAAUAGCUGUACUUAUUUCUUUCUUCUUUAAUUCAUGUAUACAUGUGUCCAUUUUUAAACCAGCUAUUGAUCUCUUAUUUCAUUUUAUCUUAUCCAACUCUGAGUGUAUUUGGUAUACUCAGAGUAAUGACUGAGACAUAACAUAUAUUAAUACACAUUUUUUACUAUCUUUUUAAAAUUUACUGGAACUGUACCACAAUAGGCAAACUUUAAUCUGGGGUAUGAUAAUCACUGAAAACCUUCAUUCAAAUGAUAUGUGUUAGUUGAGGUGAUAUAGAGAAGGAUAAGAAAUUUUUAGUUGAAUUUGGUAACUUUGGCUGCUGGUUAUGAUCUAGAUGAGAUCUAUUUCAGUGAAUAGAGGAAAAAUAAGAAAAUGUAAACAGACAUUUGGAGAUGUUUUACCAUGAGGGAGAAGGAGGAAAUGAGGUAUGGUUAGGAAAGUGGGAUUGUGGGGGUUUUAUUCAUUUUAUUUUAUUUUAGAUGCUUAGGCUACUCCCCCACCCAUUCCUUGCAGAUUCUAGCCCCUGACUCACUGCCACUCUCCUGAAGAUACUGCUCCUGUGUUAUAGUUGUUGGUUAUUUUAAUUUUCUCAUAGAAUGAAAUAUUCAAAUAGUUUGCAUUCUGAGAUUCCUUAAUCCUCGCUUCUCCAAUGAUUUCAGCUACUCAUUCCCAUGGUCAUAUCUUAAAUAUUGGCGUUAAUGAUAACUGCCAUCCCAUCUGACCAAAUUUCAAACACACUCCUGAGUAAAACAAAAUGAUUGCUAUUUUAAAGCACUAAAUUUUGAAAUGGUCUGUAUGCAGCGAUGGAUUACUGACACACUGAGAAUUAUGUUCCCACUCAUUCCACCAAAAUAGAUGCCAAUGGGGCUUCUUCACAAAGCUGUCUGCAUGAAACCACUACAUACUAGGGAGGGAAGGGGAAAAUAAAGACAAAAAAUUCUAAUGAAAACAUACUUAAUACAUACACCUAGAAAUCAUCAUAAUGAU
Messenger RNA from Pan troglodytes (chimpanzee), 3859 nucleotides. It is a transcript of the gene OR2D3, whose product is annotated as olfactory receptor family 2 subfamily D member 3. The coding region runs from base 540 to 1532 and encodes 330 amino acids. The transcript has a single exon. The record is from RefSeq and is a predicted model, not a curated record. Gene Ontology annotation, cellular component: membrane. Gene Ontology annotation, biological process: G protein-coupled receptor signaling pathway. Gene Ontology annotation, molecular function: G protein-coupled receptor activity; olfactory receptor activity. NCBI's taxonomy places the organism in Eukaryota, Metazoa, Chordata, Mammalia, Primates, Hominidae.